GUGGAUUAUACAUUUUUCCUGGUUUUAUUUCCGGAUAUUGGCAUUUUGCCUGAACUAUGUUGAAGACAGUGUUUUCAUAUUUUCUCUCUUUAUAUAGUUUGUGGCAACAGGCCAUCUUUCCGUGCACAUAUCCUGAAUUGUUGCCUGCCAAUACUGUGGAUGUUCACAAGUAUCUGGGGACGUGGUACUUUAAAGCAGCGGUCAGCCGCAGAGAGGCCGACAUCCAGAAGUUCAGAGCACUGGACAGCAUCAGGUUCACCAUGGAGAAGAUUAACAAUGACACACUGCUGCUCACCGGACAUAUGCGCAUAGGCGAUAACUGCACAAAACAGACAUGGAUCUAUCAUAUACGCCCUGACAGGGAUGAUUUGGAACUGGAAGGAAAGCCAAAGCAGCAAAGCCUGCUUCGGACAGGAAGGUUGGCCAACUGCUCUGAAUGCAUCGUUGUUCAAGAAAUAGAACCGCCGCUACAUCAAACAGAGGCCGAAGACUCUCUCAGCAGAUACAUUCUCUAUGCUCGGCAGAAAGACGUGAAAACAGAAGUGAAAACAUUUCUGGAAAACAAUGCUUGUCAUCAUAUGACGAAAUCUGUUACAUUACCUCAACAAAAAGAGUUCUGCAAGUAGACAACAACACCGAGUGUGUUGCUGACUCUUUGGACAUCAGAGAAGCAGUACAUAAACUUUUUGUAUUUUUAUGGAAUCACUUGCACAUCCACACUCUCAUAGCAGACCAAUAUCACUGGCCAGUAUUUGUUAACAUCAAAAAGCAUUAUAAAGCCUGAUGACUGGUGGUAUUGAAAGAUUUACAAUUCUAUUGUUCUGUGAAGAUAAAGAUUUUUCUAGGAGUCGUUUAUUAUUGUUGCACAAUUUCAAAGCCUGGACAAAACAUUUGGA
Messenger RNA from Thalassophryne amazonica, 896 nucleotides. It is a transcript of the gene apom, whose product is annotated as apolipoprotein M. Gene Ontology annotation, cellular component: high-density lipoprotein particle; very-low-density lipoprotein particle; low-density lipoprotein particle. The record is from RefSeq and is a predicted model, not a curated record. NCBI's taxonomy places the organism in Eukaryota, Metazoa, Chordata, Actinopteri, Batrachoidiformes, Batrachoididae. Gene Ontology annotation, molecular function: lipid carrier activity; phospholipid binding. The transcript has 7 exons. The coding region runs from base 57 to 626 and encodes 189 amino acids. Gene Ontology annotation, biological process: cholesterol efflux; high-density lipoprotein particle clearance; high-density lipoprotein particle assembly.